Molecule: messenger RNA, 2090 nt
Organism: Malania oleifera
Lineage: Eukaryota; Viridiplantae; Streptophyta; Magnoliopsida; Santalales; Ximeniaceae
Product: protein NUCLEAR FUSION DEFECTIVE 4-like
Exons: 1
Coding region: 158-1933 (591 amino acids)
Cellular component (GO): membrane
Source: RefSeq, a predicted model, not a curated record
CGAGCAUUCUUUUGUUAAGACUUGAGAGCUUAUAACUACAAGUAUAGCAACUUCAUCAUUUCAGACAAAAUAAAAGUUUGUGGGUGUAUGUUUGUGCGCGUGUGCGCACGUCUCUCCUGUAUAUGCAACUACUUGUUAGAACAUAUAGCAAAUUAAGAUGGUGGUUGCCGCCGGAAGUGGAGGCGGCGCCGGCGUUGGAUGGUCCAACACGGGAAGCUUGACCCUGCGCGUCCUCACGGGGCGGUGGUUCAUGGUGUUCGCCUCCAAUCUCAUCAUGUCGGCCGCGGGGGCCACGUACAUGUUCGGGCUCUACUCCAACGACAUCAAAUCGGCUCUGGGCUACGACCAGACCACCCUCAACCUCCUCAGCUUCUUCAAGGACCUCGGCGGCAACGUCGGCAUCCUCUCCGGCCUCAUCAACGAGGUUACCCCGCCGUGGGUGGUGCUGGCCAUGGGCAGCGUCCUCAACUUCUUCGGCUACUUCAUGAUCUGGCUCGCCGUCACCCACCGCACCGCCACCCCUCCCGUUUGGCUAAUGUGCCUCUACAUCUGCGUCGGCGCCAACUCCCAGUCCUUUGCCAACACCGGUGCCCUCGUCACCUGCGUCAAGAACUUCCCCGAGAGCCGGGGAGUGGUGCUUGGCCUCUUGAAGGGCUUUGUCGGCCUCAGCGGCGCCAUCAUCACCCAGCUCUACCACGCGGUCUACGGCAACAACUCCAAGGCUCUCAUACUCCUCAUCGGGUGGCUUCCGGCGGUGACCUCGUUUGUAUUUUUGAGGACUAUAAGGAUUAUGAAAGUGGUCCGGCAAACGAACGAGCUCAAGGUCUUCUACGACUUUCUCUAUUUUUCCCUCGGCCUUGCUUUUUUCCUCAUGGCCAUGAUCGUGGCAGAGAAAAAGAUUGUUUUCUCGCGGGCCGCGUACGGCGGCAGCGCCGCCGGCGUGCUCCUCCUGCUCUUUCUCCCCCUGGCCGUCGUCGUAAGAGAAGAGUACAAACUAUGGAAGGAGAAGAACAAAACCGCAGACGCUCGCUCGCCGGUGCAAAUCGUAACAGAGAAGCCGAACCCGCCGGUGAGCAGUUUACAGCCACCGCCGCCGGAACCGCAGACUCAACAAGUCUCCUGCUUCAAAAACAUAUUCCGGCCGCCGGACCGGGGAGAGGACUACACCAUCCUCCAGGCGCUUUUCAGCGUCGACAUGCUGAUCCUUUUCAUGGCGACCAUUUGCGGCGUGGGAGGGACACUGACGGCGAUCGACAACCUGGGCCAAAUCGGGACCUCCCUCGGGUACCCGACCCAAAGCAUAAGCACGUUCGUGUCGCUAGUGAGCAUAUGGAACUACAUGGGUCGGGUCGUGUCCGGGUUCACAUCCGAAAUCUUCUUGACCCGGUACAAAUUCCCCCGCCCGCUCAUGUUCACCCUCAUCCUCCUCCUCUCCUGCGUGGGCCACCUUCUCAUCGCCUUCGACGUCCCCAGCGGCCUCUACGCGGCGUCGGUGAUAAUAGGGUUCUGCUUCGGGGCCCAGUGGCCGCUUCUCUUCGCCAUAAUUUCGGAGAUUUUCGGACUCAAGUACUACUCGACCCUGUACAAUUUCGGAUCCGUGGCGAGCCCGAUCGGGGCGUACUUGCUGAACGUGCGGGUCACGGGUCAUCUGUACGACCAGGAAGCCAGGAGGCAAUUGGCGGCUUUGGGGAAGUCCAGAAAGGCCGGAGAGGACUUGGACUGUAACGGGGUCGAGUGCUUCAAGCUGGCUUUCAUUAUAAUCACGGCAGCGACGGCUUUCGGAGCACUUGUUUCGGUGAUUUUAGUGGUCAGGACUAGGAAGUUUUACCGGAGUGACAUUUACAAGAAGUUCCGGGAACAGCCGGAAGCGGCGGAGACAGAAUUAGCUGCGGCCGGGAAAAGUGUGCGACCUGCCGAGGCUAAAGUCGGUUAAUAUGGAAUUAGUAGGUAACUGUAUGAUUUCAUAGGGGUCAAGUUGCAAAAAAAUAAAAUAUCCAAAGGUCUGGAACACAUACACGGACGAUUAAAAUAUGAGGAACUGUGUAAUAUAUUAUAUACACAGAUGAUCUAACUUGAAAUUUUAGCAGUUA